Messenger RNA from Knipowitschia caucasica, 1566 nucleotides. NCBI's taxonomy places the organism in Eukaryota, Metazoa, Chordata, Actinopteri, Gobiiformes, Gobiidae. The record is from the annotation of a GenBank genome assembly.
AUGAAACUCCCGGUUGACCCUCAGGCCAUGUUUGGUCCUGGUGCCACGAGUAUGUUACAGCAGGCCCAGGAGGCACGCAGAUGUGCGCGGGAAGUGUCUGGGGUGGUUGUGCGGUGGCGCAAGUGGCAGAGUGCAGGUUCCGUAUCCAGGCCACCUACACAAACCGGUCAGCAGCAAAACUGGGGCUCACGGGACUUACGACCACCAUUGAGGCCCAGCGUCGACGGAACAGGGGCAAAGGGAGGCCAUCAGGUUCUGGGUUUCAGGCUAAGGGCCGACCCAAGCCUCUGCCUCAGUCCUGACGCCAGGAUGAACCCAGCGUGUUUCCCCGACAUCGAGACUCGCCGGACUGCCUGGAUGGCCAUGGGUGCGUCCCCAUGGGUCGUGUCUACCAUGACGCAGGGGUACCGUAUCCAGUUUUUACGGAAGCCUCCCACCUCCUUUGGUGGUCACUCAGGUGCAUUCCGAACACAGGGCAGUACUCCUGUCGGAGAUUUCUACCCUGUUGGAGAAGAAGGCAAUCAGAGAAGUGCCACCAGGCGACAGACAGGCUGGGUUUUAUUCCCGGUUCUUCUCUUUGGGAUAUCCCUGGCUCCUCGCACAUUCACGAGGUGCAUGGAAGCAGUGCUCUCACCUCUCAGACAGGGGGGCAUCAGAAUUCUGAACUACUUGGACGACUGGCUCCUGUGUGCAGGGACACAGCAGGAGUGUCAGGCUCACUUGGCUCUGCUGUUGGAACACCUGCAUCGAUUGGAGCUUCGUCUCAACUACGAGAAAAGCUAUCUCUUCAGACUGGGGGCUAGAGUCACAUGGCGGCAGUGUCUCCGCCUCAUGGGGCUUAUGGCGUCCAUGUCACAGGCAGUCCCUUUGGCGCUGCUGAACAUGCGCCCAGUCCAACGAUGUGAGCAGUGCCCCCUGAUGGCGAGUGUGUGCAGCAGCGCCCCGGAGCUGCACAGCGGUGCACCCGUGUCUGUGUGCAGCGACCUCCUCUUCACUCCCACCAAGAGCAUCUCUCACGGCCGCCGCACCUUCUGCCUCUUCGUCACCUUCGACCUGCUCUUUGUCUCCCUCCUCUGGAUCAUCGAGCUCAAUGGCAGCUUGCAGCAGCUCACUGAGGAGGUGCUGCAGUAUGACUUCCACCACUCCUUCUUCGACAUCUUUCUCCUGGCAGUGUUCCGCUUCAGCGCGCUCAUCCUGACGUACGCCGUGUGCCGGCUGAGUCACUGGGCAGCCAUCGCGAUGACCACUGCAGUCAGCUGUGUCUUCCUCAUCGUCAAAGUGCUUUUAUCAAAGCUGCUCUCACAGGGGCCUUUCGGGUACGUCCUGCCCAUCUCCUCCUUCAUCCUGGCCUGGAUCGAGACCUGGCUCCUGGACUUUAAGGUGCUGCCGCAGGAGGCCCAUGAGCAGGCCUGGUUUGCUGGUCUGAGUGAGGCACAGCGGGCCCCUCUGCUCGCCUCGAGGCCCAUGUCUGAUGGACAGUUCUACUCUCCUCCUGAGUCUGUGGCAGAUUCAGAUGAGGAACUCGACGACAAACAUGAAGCAGAGAAAGGCCUGCUCACAGAUUGA